AAACAGUUCGUGGGUUGCCUAUCAACCGCUCAUACACCGGCCCGACGCAUCACAACCAUGCUAGGGCUUGUUGAGUGUCAGUGUCAUACACGAGACACUAACUGAACGAUGGACUGAUCCUCGGCGUUUUGUUUUUCCGAACGCUAUCAAAUCGUUUCGAUUAAGCGCCGAACUGGAAUUUUGAGAUCAUUCCGGUUAUUUUGGGAUAUUACCGAAGUAGCUAGCCGAGAGCUACUUUGGCUUUGACCACUGCGUCCAGGCCAACAACCCUUAGAAAGGAGAGAUUAUCAGAACGAAGCACUCCCAUCUGUUUGACCGUCUCAUGAAAGCUAAACUCUGAAGUGCAGUCCAGCAGGGCAUGAAGGUGGAGUUUCAGUAUGCAGCUGUACUGAGGAUGCUGGCUGUCUUAGCUUUGCUCAUGAUGGCUACGACCAGUCAAGCGGAGUCCUGCCAAGGCCCUGGGAACUGCUCCACCGGCUCUAAGGACUUUUGCUAUUCGGCCCGGAUCCGCAGCACCGUGCUCCAGGGCCUGCCCUUCGGAGGAGUGCCCACCGUACUCGCCCUUGACUUCAUGUGCUUUUUGGUGCUGCUAUGUGUGUUCUCUUUCUUGAGGAAGGUGGCGUGGGAUUAUGGGCGCCUCGCAUUGGUCUCUGAUGCCGACAGCCGUAGGCGGAAUCAGCACUAUCAGCGUCUGGACGAGCAGGAAUAUGUGGCCUCCGCCAUGCAGACGCCUGCUGACUCCCGAUACGAGCGCCUCACCUCUGUGUCCAGCUCGGUCGACUUUGACCAAAGGGACAACGGCUUCUGUGCCUGGCUAACCGCCAUCUUCAGGAUAAAAGAUGAUGAGAUCAGGGAGAAGUGUGGGGAGGAUUCAGUGCACUACCUCUCAUUCCAGCGGCAUAUCAUUGGUCUGUUGGUAGUGGUGGGCGUGCUCUCCGUGGGCAUCGUCCUGCCCGUCAACUUCUCAGGAGACCUAUUAGAAGAUAAUGCCUACAGUUUUGGGCGAACUACAAUAGCCAACAUAAAAUCUGGUAAUGACCUGCUGUGGCUGCACACUACAUUUGCCUUCUUUUAUCUGUUACUGACUGUGUACAGCAUGAGAAGACACACAUCAAAGAUGCACUACAAAGAGGACGACUUGGUGAAACGCACUUUAUUCAUUAAUGGGAUCGCAAAAUAUGCUGAAGAGAGUCAAAUAAAGCAGCAUUUUGAGAAAGCAUAUGAAAACUGCAUGGUUUUGGAUGCUCGCAUUUGUUACGACGUUGCCAAGCUUAUGUCUCUGGAGUCUGAAAGAAAAAAGGCAGAGCGCAGCAAAAAGUUCUACACCGACCUGAUGGCCAAGGAGCACAUGUCCACUAUGAUUAACCCCAAACCCUGCGGUCAUCUCUGCUGCUGUAUCAUCGCGGGCUGCGAGCAGGAAGAGGCUGUGAACUAUUACACUAAGCUCGAGGCCAAACUAAAGGAAGAAUACAGGAAAGAACGAGAAAAAGUCAACACUAAACCUCUGGGAAUGGCUUUUGUUACCUUCCAGAAUGAAGCAAUGACAGCCCUCAUCUUGAAAGAUUUUAAUGCAUGUCAGUGUCACGGCUGUCACUGUCGACGAGAGCCGAAAAGCUCCCCCUUCAGCACCCUCCUCAACACAAACAACUGGACAGUCACGUAUGCUCCAGAUCCACAAAACGUUUACUGGGAGCAUUUGUCUGUUGGUGGCCUCAACUGGUGGUUACGCUGCUUUGUCAUCAACUGUUUUCUGUUCCUCUUGCUCUUCUUCCUCACCACCCCUGCCAUCAUCAUCUCCACCAUGGACAAGUUCAAUGUCACCAAACCCGUGGAGUACCUGAACAACCCCAUCAUCACUCAGUUCUUCCCUACUUUGCUGUUGUGGUGCUUCUCGGCCCUUCUCCCCACCAUCGUCUACUACUCUGCCUUCUUUGAGGCCCACUGGACACGAUCUGGAGAGAACAGAACCACCAUGCACAAAUGCUACACCUUCCUCAUCUUUAUGGUUCUGCUGCUGCCAUCUCUGGGACUGAGCAGUUUGGAUGUUUUCUUCCGCUGGCUCUUUGACAAGAAAUUCCUCGACGAGGCAACGGUCCGAUUCGAGUGUGUCUUCCUUCCAGAUAAUGGAGCUUUCUUUGUGAACUACGUCAUAGCGUCUGCCUUCAUUGGUAACGCCAUGGACCUGUUACGCAUUCCUUAUUUUCUUAUGUACAUGAUCCGGCUGUGUCUGGCACGUUCGGCUGCCGAGAGGCGCAACGUGAAGAAGCAUCAAGCUUAUGAGUUCCAGUUUGGAGCUGCUUACGCCUGGAUGAUGAAUGUCUUUACUGUGGUCAUGACCUACAGCAUCACCUGUCCAAUUAUUGUACCUUUUGGACUGAUGUACAUGCUACUGAAGCACCUGGUGGACAGGUAUAACAUGUAUUAUGCCUACCUGCCUUCCAAACUGGACAAGAAAAUCCAUUCUGGAGCGGUCAACCAGGUGGUGGCCGCACCAAUCCUUUGCCUUUUCUGGCUGCUCUUCUUCUCUACUGUCCGUACAGCAUUUGUUGCUCCAACAUCAAUGUUUACCUUUGUGGUUCUGAUCAUCACCAUCAUCAUUUGCCUCUCCCACGUCGUCUUCGGUCAUUUCAAAUACCUCAGUGCACACAAUUACAAGAUCGACAUGGACGGUGUGGACAAUGGACGACCACUGGGUUCAUCUCCACCUGUCAAGUCUGUGCAGACAUACGUCGCCCAAGUGCUACAGGACCCAAACACAGAUGAGACGGGAAGUGAGGAGGGCCAGGGGUCAUCGCAGGAGGAGGAGGUGGUGACCGAAGGUGAUUUCCAAUCAGGAGAGGACAGUCUUAUUGAGAACGAGGUGCAUCAGUGACCCAGGCAGGGCCACGCCGUGUGCUGAACUUAGAGAAACUAGCAAGACUUCAACUUGACCAAACGGAGAUCCACUGCACCUCGCUACACCUUCUGAGCGUGUGAAUCCACCACGGCUCACAGCUAAAACACUCAUUUAUCAUUGAGGCUUGGAGACAGGAUGGCCAAUUGUCAAGAAUAUGGAGUGGCUUGUGAUUGUUCUCCAACGAUUAGAAACUUGAGUUUCAUCAUUCUUCUUUACAUUGGUUACCCUGUUCGUACGGAGCUUCUUGCCGUUGCAAGCGCAUGUCUAGUAAAUAAGACCAAGAUCAGUAAUGAUUGCUCAUAAUUUGCAAUUAAAAUUAGAAUUUACCUAUGUUAUGAUGAAGUGACUCAGCUAUAGUGCUAUCUCAGUUGGGGAGGAAAAUUGUAUAUUAGGGUAUAUCACAAAGAGAGGGCAGAUUUCACCUACAAAACCUGUACAUGACGAAAAUCUAAAAGGAUUUCUUAGGAAAUGAGAUACAUAGGAUAAUGGUCCACUAAACAGUUUGUUGAGAGUUAAAACAAAAAUGGAUACAUGGUAAUGGAAAGGUAUGAUUAAACCAGUCAGAAUUAUGUAUUCAGACAGCCAUGUAAUCAUUUACAAUAACUCAUUUUUAGCAACACCAUAUCUCCAUCUUAACCAUCUGUAGCACACAGAAAGCUUUUGGAAUAAACACCAGUAAUCUGAAUGUUCCUGAAAGUUUUGAGUUUUGGUUCAGAAGUGAGACGUUAUUUUCUUCGUCUCAGCUGAAAUGGCACUAUAGCACAAUAUUUUCGGAGAUGAGCAAAUUAAUUUACUCAACUUUUAUUCUUCUCUACCAAAGUGAAUGUACUGUAUCUAACAAAGACUAUUACUAGUCCCUCUCGUAUAAGGAAUUGUUGGAAAACACGGGAUCGAAAAACUCACUCCAGCCUGCUGAAUUAACCGAUUGUGAGGGAAAACAGCCGCCGAACACUAAUCGUCUCACUCUUUACUUGAACUGGAAAAGCCACUUUUAGACUGUCUGACAGACUCGAGGCAAAUCACCAUCCCUGGAUCUGUUCCCCUGUCCACCCGUACGUCUUCUGCGCAUCCAGUGUUUAAAUGUAAGCCUACACAUCGCUCAAGCAUACCUGCGAUAUGCUCGGUAUGACGCUUCUUUCGAAAUCGAGGCAUCGAAUGGACCAAUUUUAAAUGGUGUUGCUCUACUGUGGAAUGUCCUGUCGAUAACUGAUACUGUAGCAAAAAGAAUUUAAACGCACAGCAGAUUCCAGUUGUGGACUAAAGGUGGAAUUUGUGAAUGUGAAUAUAUUUUUUUCCUUUUUUGUUAUGCAUGGGUAUGGAAUAACGGUUUCAUCAGGUUUUGUUGACUUAAAUUUUUUUUCAUUUUGUUGCCACUAAGAAGUGAUGUACACAAUACCAUUUGUGAUCACUUACUCGUAAACACUGUAAAAACAAAAAAAAGUGCAUGGGAAACGUAAUCAGAAAUCCCCGAACAUCCUCAACUUUUGGUUUAUGAUGACAGCAAGAUUUUGGGUCUCUAGGUCAUUCGGGGUCACAUUUCCUAAAUGAGACCUUAUUUAUUGCAAUAGCGGUGUGUUCCUUUACAAUUUUACAAGCGAACUGGAAUAACAGACACUGUUCCGUGGUUCUUACCUGUGUGCAUUUACAAGCUUUUUGCCGACACCCUUGCAGUUGUGAGCUUAUUUGACUGGGGUUUAUGCUUCAUUUAUUGGUUGAAGUCUGGAAAAAAAGAACACAAAAAACGAGUUCAUUGACUACUAUUUAUUAGCCACUUUUUUUUUAAACAACCACACUCUUUAUAUCCGUUUUGUCCUCGCGUUCAGACAUUUUUGCUACUGCGUCCAUUAUAUACAUAUUGCAUAUAUGCUCUCCGUGCAUUGUCGAAAUGCGAGUCAGAACCCGAAACGAAAUAUUUUUUAGUUUAGUUCCUCUCAAAAUAAGCAGACAAAGGCUGUGCCUGAGUACUUGCUUUAAAAUGUAACUACUUAAUUUUUUUUUUUCGUCCAGCCUUUAAUUGGUUGACCUUUCCCAGCUAGUGGACCUAAAUAGUUCUCAUUGUCAUUUAUUGUUUACAGAAAUAGCGGUGCAGUGUUUAAACUGUCAUUUUCUGCAACAAAUGUUAACUUGAAACAGUUGUCGGUGUGUGUAAACUUGUGAAUUAGAACAUAUUAGUGAUAUUUUUAGUUAAUUUAUGUAAAUCACACUAAUCUACCAAUCGAUCACUGAGGAGCUUUGUAACUGUUAAAUGCAAAUAACACUGUAGGCUAUGCACUUCAUGUGGAAUAUGUAACAUUAUCAUGGUGUAUGUAACGAUAUCAAGCCAUUUUUGUCAGUGAUCUCAUUUGGAUAACAUUGAGUAACUGCAGUGCUUUGUCGGUCUGACGCUCUUGCUGCUUAGAUACUGUAGAUGAUGACCAUAUGACUGCAUCCUGGAUCUAUUUAAGGAAAAACACUGUCUUCAAGCAUGAUGCGGCAAUAAUUUAUUUAUGCAUCUUUAUAGGCUUUUCCCAUUUGUUACAGAUGUUGUCCACAAUAUUUAUUUCUUUUGUCUAUUACUUUUCCUAAUUUUGAAUUAACCGGCCCACUGGCCUGGAUUGAAGUGGUUAAAUCAGUGUAAUAUUUUUGUAAAUAGAAGCAUUGCACUGCUCUCGGAACACUAAACUAUAUUUACAUUUGUACAGCUUAGCCAGCAAAACCAUGUACAGUCAACCAUGAAUUGUUUGCUUUUGUCCAUUCGGAGUUCCCCUUAAGAUCGUACUUUGCUUGCAGUUGCUGUUUUUAAUAGUUUUGUAUCUCAACCUUCCCUCAAAUGAUCUUUUGUACAGUGUCAUCCUCAAACUCUUCCAUGUCUUUGAACAAUAAAAUAGACUGACAAAACCAUA
Molecule: messenger RNA, 5778 nt
Organism: Puntigrus tetrazona (Sumatra barb)
Lineage: Eukaryota; Metazoa; Chordata; Actinopteri; Cypriniformes; Cyprinidae
Gene: tmem63ba
Product: transmembrane protein 63Ba
Exons: 25
Coding region: 359-2872 (837 amino acids)
Cellular component (GO): plasma membrane
Molecular function (GO): nucleic acid binding; calcium-activated cation channel activity
Source: RefSeq, a predicted model, not a curated record